AGUAAAAAAAAGAAUGCAACUUUCUUUAACUGGGCCAAAAUCACUUUUUCUAAACUAAAUAUUUUAACUGAAACCACUACUAGUGUUUGUGGAGAUAAGUGGAACACUUUCUCUUACCAUUUAUGUAUAGACAAACAAAGAAAAGUCCCGAUAUUCUCCAAAGUUUGAAAAAAUAUCUAAGCGGUGAUAGAGUAAUUAACAUUCCAUGUUUUGCAAGAUUUGCAUAAAUCCUAUGUGGUGUUUUGUAACUUGUGAGUAGUAGUACAAUAAUUGAGGGAGUAUAGAUAAAGAGAAUAUAGUGAAAAGAUUCAACUAGUCAAGCUGACAUGUUAAUGUACUUGAGAUAGAUACAUUUUUACAAAGAUAUACAUGUACACAUUAAAAAAAGUUAGAAAAUUAAAGAAGAAAUAGAAAGCAAAUAAGAAAAAAAAAAGAAGGAGAGAGAAGCUCAUUCAUAUAUAUAUAAGGAAUUGCAAAGGGAGAGUGAGAGAGAAGAAGAAGAGAGAAGGAAAGAAGAGGAGAAUGGGAAGAGGGAGAGUAGAAUUGAAGAGGAUAGAGAACAAGAUCAAUAGGCAAGUGACGUUUGCAAAGAGAAGAAAUGGCCUUUUGAAGAAAGCAUACGAGCUUUCGGUUCUAUGUGAUGCAGAGGUUGCUCUCAUCAUCUUCUCUAAUCGAGGAAAACUGUACGAGUUUUGCAGUAGUUCCAGCAUGAUCCGGACACUGGAGAGAUACCAAAAGUGCAACUAUGGACCUCCAGAGCCCAAUGUACCUUCAAGAGAGGCCUUAGCAGUUGAACUUAGUAGCCAACAGGAGUAUCUUAAGCUUAAGGAGCGUUACGAAGCCUUACAAAGAACCCAAAGGAAUCUAUUGGGAGAAGAUCUUGGACCUCUUAGUACAAAGGAGCUUGAGUUACUUGAGAGACAGCUUGACUCUUCUUUGAAGCAGAUCAGAGCUCUCCGGACACAGUUCAUGCUCGACCAGCUCAAUGAUCUCCAGAGUAAGGAACGCAUGUUAAAUGAGACAAAUAAAACUCUCAGGCUAAGGUUAGCUGAUGGAUAUCAAAUGCCUCUUCAACUCAACCCGAGUCAAGAAGAUCAUCAUGUUGACUAUGGUCGUCAUGAUCAACAGCAACACUCUCAUCAUGCUUUCUUCCAGCCUUUGGAAUGCGAACCCAUUCUUCAAAUGGGCAGGUAUCAGGGGCAUCAAAAUCAUGGAAUGGAAGCAGGACCAAGUGCAAGUAAUUACAUGUUGGGUUGGUUACCUUAUGACACCAGCUCUAUUUGAAUAUUUCUUCAAUUUUUGACAUUUUAUAUGAAAACUCUCUUCCCCUCUUAGCUACAUGGUGAUUGAUUACCUCGCUCUAUUAUCUCUGUCUUGUAUGCAUUUGUGUGUGUGUAAUGUUUAUUAUGCCCUUCUACAAUUAAUUUUUUUUUUGACACAUUACUCCCAAUGCUCCAACACCGUCACACUAAAAUCUUGAGUACAUGUAUACAUAUUCCCUUA
This is a messenger RNA of Brassica rapa (field mustard), 1503 nucleotides long. Its product is annotated as agamous-like MADS-box protein AGL9 homolog. The record is from RefSeq and is a predicted model, not a curated record. Gene Ontology annotation, biological process: positive regulation of transcription by RNA polymerase II. Gene Ontology annotation, cellular component: nucleus. Gene Ontology annotation, molecular function: DNA-binding transcription factor activity; RNA polymerase II transcription regulatory region sequence-specific DNA binding; protein dimerization activity. Lineage: Eukaryota; Viridiplantae; Streptophyta; Magnoliopsida; Brassicales; Brassicaceae.